This is a messenger RNA of Onychomys torridus (southern grasshopper mouse), 3043 nucleotides long. It is a transcript of the gene Eef2, whose product is annotated as eukaryotic translation elongation factor 2. Gene Ontology annotation, cellular component: ribonucleoprotein complex; cytosol. The transcript has 14 exons. Gene Ontology annotation, molecular function: translation elongation factor activity; GTPase activity; ribosome binding. NCBI's taxonomy places the organism in Eukaryota, Metazoa, Chordata, Mammalia, Rodentia, Cricetidae. The record is from RefSeq and is a predicted model, not a curated record. The coding region runs from base 92 to 2668 and encodes 858 amino acids. Gene Ontology annotation, biological process: translational elongation.
CGUCAGCGGUCUCUUCCGCCGCAGCCGCCGCCAUCGCCGGCGCGCCUCGCCCGUCUCCUCUUCCCGUGAGCAUCCGUCGCCAUCCGCCACCAUGGUGAACUUCACGGUAGACCAGAUCCGCGCCAUCAUGGACAAGAAAGCCAACAUCAGGAAUAUGUCCGUCAUCGCUCACGUGGACCACGGCAAGUCCACGUUGACUGACUCCCUGGUGUGUAAGGCGGGCAUCAUCGCCUCGGCUCGAGCCGGGGAGACCCGCUUCACUGACACCCGGAAGGACGAGCAGGAGCGCUGUAUCACCAUCAAGUCCACUGCCAUCUCCCUCUUCUAUGAGCUCUCUGAGAACGACCUCAACUUCAUCAAGCAGAGCAAGGAUGGCUCCGGCUUCCUCAUCAACCUCAUCGACUCCCCAGGCCAUGUGGACUUCUCCUCAGAGGUGACAGCGGCCCUGCGUGUCACCGAUGGAGCUCUGGUGGUGGUGGACUGCGUGUCUGGUGUGUGCGUGCAGACGGAGACAGUGCUCCGACAGGCCAUCGCCGAGCGCAUCAAGCCCGUGCUGAUGAUGAACAAGAUGGACCGUGCUCUGCUCGAGCUGCAGCUGGAGCCUGAGGAGCUGUACCAGACUUUCCAGCGCAUUGUGGAGAACGUCAACGUCAUCAUCUCCACCUACGGCGAGGGCGAGAGCGGGCCCAUGGGCAAUAUCAUGAUCGACCCCGUGCUGGGCACCGUGGGCUUCGGGUCUGGCCUGCAUGGCUGGGCCUUCACGCUGAAGCAGUUUGCAGAGAUGUAUGUAGCCAAAUUUGCAGCCAAAGGUGAGGGCCAGCUGGGGCCGGCCGAACGGGCCAAGAAAGUGGAGGACAUGAUGAAGAAGCUCUGGGGGGACCGGUACUUUGAUCCAGCCAAUGGCAAAUUCAGCAAAUCUGCUAACAGCCCCGACGGGAAGAAGCUCCCCCGCACCUUCUGCCAGCUCAUCCUGGACCCCAUCUUCAAGGUGUUCGAUGCCAUCAUGAACUUCAGAAAGGAGGAGACGGCCAAGCUGAUCGAGAAGCUGGACAUCAAGUUGGACAGUGAGGACAAGGACAAGGAGGGCAAACCCUUGCUCAAAGCUGUGAUGCGCCGCUGGCUGCCCGCUGGGGACGCUCUCCUCCAGAUGAUCACCAUCCACCUGCCGUCCCCUGUCACCGCCCAGAAGUACCGCUGUGAGCUGCUCUACGAGGGCCCACCUGAUGACGAGGCCGCCAUGGGCAUUAAAAGCUGCGAUCCCAAGGGCCCUCUCAUGAUGUACAUCUCCAAGAUGGUGCCAACCUCCGACAAAGGCCGCUUCUAUGCCUUCGGUAGAGUGUUCUCCGGGGUGGUGUCAACGGGACUCAAGGUCCGGAUCAUGGGUCCCAACUACACCCCUGGGAAGAAGGAGGACUUGUACCUGAAGCCCAUCCAGAGAACCAUCCUGAUGAUGGGCCGCUAUGUGGAGCCGAUUGAGGAUGUGCCCUGCGGGAACAUUGUGGGGCUGGUCGGUGUAGACCAGUUCCUGGUGAAGACUGGGACCAUCACCACCUUCGAGCACGCUCACAACAUGCGUGUGAUGAAGUUCAGUGUCAGCCCUGUCGUCAGAGUGGCUGUGGAGGCCAAGAACCCCGCUGACCUGCCAAAGCUGGUGGAGGGGCUGAAGCGGCUGGCCAAGUCGGACCCCAUGGUGCAGUGCAUCAUCGAGGAGUCUGGGGAGCACAUCAUUGCGGGAGCAGGGGAGUUGCACCUGGAGAUCUGCCUCAAGGACUUGGAGGAGGACCACGCCUGCAUCCCCAUCAAGAAAUCGGACCCUGUUGUCUCGUACCGGGAGACAGUGAGUGAGGAGUCGAAUGUGCUCUGCCUGUCCAAGUCCCCCAACAAGCACAACCGGCUGUACAUGAAGGCCCGGCCCUUCCCCGACGGGCUGGCCGAGGACAUCGACAAGGGUGAAGUGUCUGCUCGUCAGGAGCUCAAGGCUCGUGCACGCUAUCUGGCUGAAAAGUACGAGUGGGAUGUCGCUGAAGCCCGAAAGAUCUGGUGUUUUGGGCCUGAUGGCACUGGCCCCAAUAUUCUCACCGACAUCACCAAGGGUGUGCAGUACCUGAACGAGAUCAAGGACAGUGUGGUGGCUGGCUUCCAGUGGGCCACUAAGGAGGGCGCGCUCUGCGAGGAGAACAUGCGUGGGGUGCGCUUUGACGUCCACGACGUGACCCUGCAUGCUGAUGCCAUCCACCGAGGUGGUGGCCAGAUCAUCCCCACAGCCCGGCGCUGCCUCUACGCCAGUGUGCUGACCGCACAGCCCCGCCUCAUGGAGCCUAUCUACCUGGUGGAGAUCCAGUGUCCUGAGCAAGUUGUGGGUGGCAUCUACGGUGUCCUGAACAGGAAGCGUGGUCAUGUGUUUGAGGAGUCCCAGGUGGCUGGUACCCCCAUGUUUGUGGUCAAGGCCUACCUGCCUGUCAACGAGUCCUUUGGUUUCACGGCCGACCUGCGCUCCAAUACCGGUGGCCAGGCCUUCCCGCAGUGUGUGUUCGACCACUGGCAGAUCCUGCCUGGGGACCCCUUCGACAACAGCAGCCGCCCCAGCCAAGUGGUUGCUGAGACCCGCAAGCGCAAAGGCCUAAAAGAGGGCAUCCCAGCGCUGGACAACUUCCUGGACAAACUGUAGGCAGCCUGGUACUGCCAACACUGCACGGUGCCUGCCCAUCAGAAGACACCUUGAGACUGUCCCCAUAGUGCUCCCCGGAGGUCGCUGGGGCCACCCUGCCACCACUCAGCACUAACACUUGAUGCCGAUUCUAUUUAUUUCGGAAUUCCAAGGCAGCGGAGUCUCCUGCAGGCUGGACUGGCGGGCCAUGGGGUGGGCGGGACACAGCUCUAUCAUUUUCAGAGGGAGAUGCUGAGAUGUCACAUGUCUAAAUAAAUGCAUUCAGAGGUUUACGGGUCCAUCCAUGGCCCAAGUGGAGUUUCCCCAGAGGGGAGGCGGGCGGCCUGCGGGUACCCUGGCUGUGCGACCCUUGGAGUAAUAAACUGCUAUGGUUGA